UGGCGCACGCGCGCAAGGGCUUCGGCCGCUAAGCCGAGCGUAAACAAGGCGCCGCUGUGAGGGGAGAUGAGGAGACGGCCGGAGAUGAUGAUGAUGAUGAUGAUGAGCCGGGCCGGGCGCUUCCGAGGCUGAGCCUCGCCGCCUUUCUUGCGCUCCUCCGGCCGGCGAAGGACGAGCGACGAGGCCGCCAUGAAUUUAGCCAGUCAGAGCGGCGAGGCCGGCUCCGGCCAACUGCUCUUCGCCAACUUCAACCAGGACAACACGUCCUUGGCUGUGGGCAGCGUGUUGGGGUACAAAUUCUUCUCUCUCUCUUCUGUGGAUAAACUGGAGCAGAUCUACGAGUGCAAUGACACUGAAGACGUGUGCAUCGUGGAACGGCUCUUUUCCAGCAGCCUGGUUGCCAUCGUGAGCCUCCGGGCGCCUCGCAAGCUGAAAGUCUGCCACUUCAAGAAAGGGACGGAGAUCUGCAACUACAGCUACUCCAACACGAUCCUGGCCGUCAAGCUGAACAGACAGAGAUUGAUCGUCUGCCUGGAAGAGUCUCUAUACAUACAUAACAUACGGGAUAUGAAGGUGCUGCACACCAUCAGGGAGACGCCCCCCAAUCCUGCAGGAUUGUGUUCCCUAUCCAUAAACAAUGAUAACUGUUAUCUGGCCUAUCCAGGGAGCGCGACCAUUGGCGAGGUCCAAGUUUUUGACACCAUCAACCUGAGGGCUACCAACAUGAUCCCCGCUCACGAUAGUCCGCUGGCCGCCCUGGCUUUCGACGCAAGCGGUACGAAACUGGCCACCGCCUCCGAAAAGGGCACGGUGAUCCGGGUAUUUUCCAUUCCAGAGGGGCAGAAGCUCUUUGAAUUCCGAAGGGGCAUGAAGAGGUGCGUCAGCAUCUCUUCGUUGGCCUUCAGCAUGGACGGCAUGUUCCUGUCGGCUUCCAGUAACACAGAGACGGUGCACAUUUUCAAGCUGGAGACUGUGAAAGAGAAACCUCAGGAGGAACCCACCACCUGGACGGGGUACUUUGUGGAGACCAUUCGGACGUUCCCAAACUACCUGCCUGCCCAGGUGACCGAAAUGUUCAACCAAGGCCGAGCCUUUGCCACAGUCCGGCUCCCCUUCUGCGGGCACAGAAACAUCUGCGCCUUGGCCACAAUUCAGAAAAUUCCCCGACUGUUGGUAGCAGCUGCCGAUGGGUAUCUCUACAUGUACAAUUUGGACCCUCAGGAAGGGGGUGAAUGCACACUGAUGAAACAGCACAAGUUGGAUGGCAGCAUGGAGCCAGCCAAUGAAAUUCUAGAAUCUGCCUCUCAUGACAGACCCUUGGUAGCACAGACCUACAGUGCCGCUGUGACCAGAGGUGCUGCUUAUAUGCCUUCUUCGCCCACAAGACACGUCUACAACGAAGAUCUGGGGGCCGUUGGCGGCGUUUGCCUGGAGGACGACAUCAGCGCUCUGCGGCUAGACGAAGACAGCGAGCAUCCUCCCAUGAUCCUUCGGACUGAUUGAACUUCAACCUGUGAAUUGCACUCCCCAAGCUGAGAACGCCAGGCUGACGCUUCCGGAGGACUCGUGUCGACGCUGCUAUGGACUUCGGCCUGAGCCAAGCGGUGUGAUCCUCAAAGGGAGACAGACUUCCCUCUGAAAUCGUUUCCAAGCAAAACCUGCGUAACACACAGACCUACACACACACACACACACACACACUCAUGCCCAUCCUAGCUUGUAGUGGCGGUUCCAUACUCCCCCCAGAGGUGGAAACGCACACCUAGAUUUCACUUUGGUGGCCUCCUGCUUUUUUUUCUUUUCUUCUUUUUUAGCCGUCAGGAAAUAACUCGUAUAUUUUUUCGUUGUUGCCAAACAAAACAAACAAACAAAAAAAAAAGAAACCAACCUUUGCUAUUUAUUCAGCA
This is a messenger RNA of Pantherophis guttatus, 1907 nucleotides long. RefSeq names its product WD repeat domain, phosphoinositide interacting 2 (gene WIPI2). Lineage: Eukaryota; Metazoa; Chordata; Lepidosauria; Squamata; Colubridae. The record is from RefSeq and is a predicted model, not a curated record. Gene Ontology annotation, molecular function: protein binding.